AUGAGGAUCUUGGGAUUGUUGGAAACAAAGACUGACAUUGGGCAGAGGCGUCGCGCGCCCUACAACACCAGGAGCCAGAAGGUCCGCGUCAUCAAGACCCCCGGUGGUGAGCUCCGUUACCUGCACAUCAAGAAGAGGGGUACUGCCCCCAAGUGCGGUGACUGCGGUACCAAGCUCCAGGGUGUCCCAGCCCUUCGCCCCCGCGAGUACGCCCAGAUCUCCCGCCCCAAGAAGACCGUCCAGCGCGCCUACGGUGGAUCGCGAUGCGCCGGCUGCGUCCAGGACCGCAUCGUCCGUGCUUUCCUGAUCGAGGAGCAGAAGGUCGUCAAGAAGGUCCUCAAGGAGUCCCAGCAAAAGAAGCGUUAA
Molecule: messenger RNA, 366 nt
Organism: Alternaria rosae
Lineage: Eukaryota; Fungi; Ascomycota; Dothideomycetes; Pleosporales; Pleosporaceae
Product: ribosomal protein L34e-domain-containing protein
Exons: 2
Coding region: 1-366 (121 amino acids)
Biological process (GO): translation
Cellular component (GO): ribosome
Molecular function (GO): structural constituent of ribosome
Source: RefSeq, a predicted model, not a curated record